AUGGAAAAUUACACGCAGCCCUCUACUGACUUCGUCCUCCUGGGCCUCUUCCCCCCAUCAAGGGCUGGCCUCAUCUUCUUCACACUCACCUUCCCCGUCUUCCUGAUGGCCCUGGCUGGCAACCUGUGCAUGGUCCUGCUCAUCCUUCUGGACGCCCACCUCCACACACCCAUGUAUUUUCUGCUCUGUCAGCUCUCCCUCGUGGACAUCCUUUAUGUCUCCACCACUGUCCCCAAGAUGGCUUCUGGGUUUCUAACUGGAAACAAGUCCAUCUCCUUCAUCGGGUGUGGGCUUCAGUGUUUCUUCUUCUUGACUUUAGGAGGUGCAGAAGCGCUGAUCCUGAUGUCCAUGGCCUAUGACCGCUAUGUGGCCAUCUGCUCUCCUCUGCACUACCCCAUCCGCAUGAGCAGGGGAGUGUGUGUGCUGAUGAUCCUGGCAUCUUGGGCCAUAGGCGCUGUCAAUGCCUGUGCCCACACAGUGUACAUCCUCCGUGUCCCAUACUGCAGGUCCAGAGCCAUUGAUCACUUCUUCUGUGACGUCCCUGCCAUGCUGACUCUGGCUUGUGGGGACACCAUGGUCCAUGAGUACACAGUGUUCCUCAGCACGAUCCUCCUUCUUUUGUUUCCUUUCAUUGUCAUUGCAUUUUCCUAUGGGAAGAUUCUCCUUGCUGUCUUCCGCAUGCGCUCCCAGGAGGGCAGGAAGAAGGCCUACUCCACCUGCAGCACCCACAUCACUGUGGUGACUUUGUACUAUGCACCAUUCGUUUAUACGUACCUCCGACCAAAGUCUCUCCGGUCUCCAGCAGAGGACAAGGUCCUGGCUGUCGUCUACACCAUCUUCACCCCAACGCUGAACCCUGUGAUCUACAGCCUGAGGAACAAGGAGGUGCUGGGUGCGCUGGGAAGAGUGACUGGAAAGUUUUGUGUUCUAAAAAUGUAA
Octodon degus (degu) is the source of this 939-nucleotide messenger RNA. RefSeq names its product olfactory receptor 2L8-like. The coding region runs from base 1 to 939 and encodes 312 amino acids. Gene Ontology annotation, molecular function: olfactory receptor activity; G protein-coupled receptor activity. The transcript has a single exon. Lineage: Eukaryota; Metazoa; Chordata; Mammalia; Rodentia; Octodontidae. Gene Ontology annotation, biological process: G protein-coupled receptor signaling pathway. Gene Ontology annotation, cellular component: membrane. The record is from RefSeq and is a predicted model, not a curated record.